AAAAUAAAUUGUGGAAAUAGCGGGGCUUAGCCAUAUUUAUGACUUUCUGGCUGUGUUAAGUGAAUACCUUUUUGGGAAGCUUCAACUACUACACUGCGCCUGCGCCUUGCCAUUUACGUGCUGUGAGUCUCUCAGAAAAAUGCCGAUGUGGCUUCUGUAAACGGAUUUAGGGAAUCAAGUUGGCGAAAAGUUGCAAUGGAACUUUUCCUCUUGUGCCUUUUUUGGGUGUGCAGCUUCGCUAUAUCAGCCGAGGACGAAAGACUGCCCAAUCGAUGCGAAGUGUGUAAGUUCCUGACGGUGGAGCUCCAAGCAGCCUUGGAGAAGACGGGUCGGUCCAAGGAGGUUCUGGAGCUAGGAGCAGUGCUGGACACGGGUAAACGCAGACGCAAGAUCAAAUACAAUACCUCUGAGACCCGUCUGACGGAGGCAGUGGAUAACAUCUGUGAGGGGAUCCUACAGUACAGUGUCCAUGCUGAGAGACCUGGCAGCCUCCGAUACGCCAAGGGUACCAGUCAGACCAUGGCCACUCUGAAGAACCUGGUCCAUAAGGGGGUGAAGGUGGAGUUGGGUCUGCCCUAUGAACUCUGGGACGAACCCUCAGUGGAGGUGUCCGACAUGAAGAAACAGUGUGAGACGAUGCUAGAGCAGUAUGAGGAGGUUGUGGAGGACUGGUACUUCCACCAUCAGGAGGAGAGGCUGGAGCGCUUCCUGUGUGAGACACACAUUCUCAAGACCUCCGAGCAAGAAUGUCUACAGGAGGUUUGGAAGGGUGACAUGGGAAAGAAGGGAUCCAAAGUGGAGGUAGCAAGCGAAGAAGAGGGAGAAGGGAAGACUCACGACGCAGGAGAACUGUGAAAUCAUCCAAAAUGGCGGAGUGAAAGUCUCCCUAACAGAACUACCCCUCUUUCUUUCCCAAAUGGUCAUACGAUAUUUGGAGUGGAACAUAGUUAGAAUGCAUGGAGCAAAGUUACAUUCAA
Messenger RNA from Oncorhynchus mykiss (rainbow trout), 977 nucleotides. RefSeq names its product canopy FGF signaling regulator 4 (gene cnpy4). Lineage: Eukaryota; Metazoa; Chordata; Actinopteri; Salmoniformes; Salmonidae. The record is from RefSeq and is a predicted model, not a curated record.